This is a messenger RNA of Schistocerca gregaria, 3813 nucleotides long. RefSeq lists its product as uncharacterized. Gene Ontology annotation, molecular function: lipase activity. Gene Ontology annotation, biological process: lipid metabolic process. The record is from RefSeq and is a predicted model, not a curated record. The transcript is spliced from 10 exons. The coding region runs from base 124 to 3306 and encodes 1060 amino acids. Lineage: Eukaryota; Metazoa; Arthropoda; Insecta; Orthoptera; Acrididae.
GUGGCGUGGUGGAGGGGAGUGAAAGCCCGCUGGAGUAACGGCGGCAGUGGCGCUGGCGUGCCCCACAUCUCAGCCCCAGCUGACUGCCGCCUGCAGUGAAGAUGUAGCGCGCCGCUGGACAACAUGCUAGCGGCUACCCUCUGCGCUGGCGCAUUGCUGCACCUCCUGCUGUCAUGGGCUCUCGAGGCGGAGUGCGGUGGAUCGCCGUGGGCGACGGCUGCGCAGGAGGCGGUCGACGAGCAGAACGACGCGGAGAUCCUGCGCGCUGUGCUCACCUCCGUGGCCGCCUGGGAGCGCCGGCAGCGCCUCAGACAUCGUCACAGGCAGCGACGAGCGGCGAACGUGGUGUGCUACGACGAGGUGGGCUGCUUCAGCGACUCGGGCGUGUUCGGGUACCUGGACAUGCUGCCCGCGCCACCACAGGAAGUGGGCACUCGCUUCAUGCUGUACUCGGGCCGCACCGUCGCGCCCAGACACCUGAACGCCACCAGCCUGCGCUCCGACGUCGCGGAGGCCGCCGCCGCCUUCAACGCGUCGCUGCCCACCAAGGUCAUCGUACACGGCUUCGGCUCUAGCUGCUCGCACGUGUGGGUCUACGAGAUGCGCUCCGCCCUCAUGACCGUCGAAAAGUGCAACGUGAUCUGCGUGGACUGGGAGAACGGCGCGGCGGUACCCAACUACGUGCGCGCGGCGGCGAACGCCCGACUGGUUGGCCGUCAGCUGGCUCAGCUGCUGCGCUCUCUGGGCGCCGAGCCGGCGCGCACCCACCUCAUCGGCUUCAGCCUCGGCGCGCACGUCGCCGGCUUCGCGGGAGCCAUGCUGCGCAACGUCUCACGAAUCACUGGAUUGGAUCCAGCAGGUCCCUUAUUUGAGAGCCAAGAUCCACAUGCCCGUCUUGACUCCAGUGAUGCAAUGUUUGUUGAUGUUAUCCAUUCUAAUGGAGAAAAUUUGAUUCUUGGAGGGUUAGGUUCAUGGCAACCAAUGGGAGAUGUAGAUUUCUAUCCAAAUGGUGGCAGAAUGCAGAAAGGGUGUAGCAACUUAUUUGUGGGAGCUGUCAGUGACAUACUGUGGUCUUCUGAGAUUGAAGGUCGCAGCCUCUGUAAUCACCGCAGGGCAUACAAAUUUUUCACUGACUCAGUUUCCCCACGAUGCCAUUUCCCUGCUUUCCCAUGUGAGUCAUAUGAGAAGUUCUUGGAAGGAGAGUGUUUUCCAUGUAAUGGUGAUCGCCAAUGUGGCAACAUGGGCUAUUAUGCAGAUCGGUCCCAUGGCCGUGGUACAUUGUUUCUAAUUACGAGAGAUGAAGAGCCAUUCUGUGCCCAUCAGUACCACGUGAGGGUAGAAAAUUCAGCUAAGACAGAACCUGUAGCUACUUAUGGGAAGAUACAGAUCACACUCAUUGGCAGUUCUGAAAUAAAUGAGACUUUUCCCCUGACUCAGAAGGAUGAUGAAGAGCUGAAGGCAGGAGAGUCUCUGGCUCGCAUAGUGGUUCCCCAUCCUGUUCUUCAAGAACCAAAUGCAGUUCAAAUAUUGUACACUGCUUACAAUGGCUGGUGGUCUAGUGGAUUAACUGCCUGGCAUAUUGACAAAAUUAUACUAACAGAUAGCUUUGGAAAAAGUUUAUCAGUAUGCAAGAAGGAUCUUCCCUUAGAGUCUGGCACACCAUGGAUCCUGCCUUUAUUUCCUGGCGACUGCAAUCCUCCAAAGGAAGCUAAUGACUCUACUACAAACACUGAGAAGGAGAAAACAGAAAUACAAGAAAUUAAACUGAACUCAGCUGGUCAUACAUCAGCAAAUGAAAGCUACAAUCCUGCACCAGAAUACCAGCUCAGUGACAACACAGAAAAUUCUCCAGAGAAGUUAGAUGUGAAAUACGCAGAUACAGUGCAAAGUGACAAAGAGAUAGACAAACUGUCAUGGAAGCCAGUGAAAUACCAAGAGGCAAUCCAUACUAACACAAACAGUCUUGACAAUGUUAAGGAAGACUCCAGAUCUCUUAGCACUCAUGAAUCACAAUUGAUUUUGUUCAAUGUUGCUCCAGAUAGUGUUACACCUCAACACACCAAUAACUCUGAUGGAAACAGUAGCAAGAUUGCCAUAUCUAGACGAUCUGGCAGUACGUCAUCUGCAACUGAUGAGAAUACUGCUAGACCAGAAAUUAAAGAGCCAGUUCUACUUGCAAGAACACCUGCUGCCAAGAGCUCCUGGUUAGGAGACACAUCAAAUAAGCAGCCCUCUUGGAGUUUGCUGGAAAAUUAUGAUGCCACAUUUUUGCCAGGAGAAUUGAUAGCUACUCCUAAACCUGAAAUACGAGAACCUAUCUUGAAUCCCAAAACAAUAAAAGACAGUGUCACCAUGCCUCCCACCUCUGUUAAUGCUUCUGAGAGUAACUCCGUACCCAUUCCAACAACAAACAAUAGUGCAAUUGCAUCAACUGACAAUGUUAUUGCUUCUUCAGUCCGUACUCUUCUACCUGUAAGGAAUGUAAGAAUUUCAUCGGACAUUUUAGAGGACAGUAAUCUAAAAGUGAAAAAGCAAACAAGGAGCCCAUCUACUGAGUUAAGCCCUCCACCAUUGAAUGCAGAGCAUUCAUUUACACUCUGGAAAAGCACCACUGAGAAUACUUCCAGGGCUUAUAGUAAUGGGUCUGCAAGUCCAAAUUUUCAAAGAUCAAUGAAACCAGCUCAUCAACAGCUCACAGUUCAGUUUUUCCCACAACGACUGGCCUCUCUCUUAGCUCAGGCUGAAAGAUAUGCACGUAUGACAGUAAUGAGAUUUCCAUCUUUUGGCAACUCUUUGAAACCAUUUUCAGCAAGUAACAAAAAAGCUGAAAGUGUCAAAGAUACUUUUAUAAACAACGGCCUAGCAAAUACACAGUACACUCAGCGAAAGCCUAAGCAUGUAGGAGCAGCUGAUUCAGGCAAAAAUAUAUCAGAGUCAUAUCUUUCAGAUGGAAUAAAAAUGAUGAGUGAUCCUGUUUCAGAAAGACAGGGCAAUUUAUCACAUAUACAAUCACAAAGUAAUACUGAUAAUGUCUUGUCUGAUAAGACAGCUGUAUUAGUCCCUUACACAUACAGUUAUAGUAUUACUGAUCCUGAGAGGAAGGACAAAAAUAAAGUCAAAUAUAUACCUCUUCAUUAUCUGGAAGGUAAUAAAACAGAACAUUUUGUAGAAAAGAUUACAGUAACACCGGAAGAGUUCAAGAACUUUAGAACUCAGAAGGUAUAUCCACACAAUCAUGCCCAUCACAUUCUAGGGGGAUAUGUUGAUGGUUUUCACCCUGUUUAUUCUAGAGUUCCCAAUAGGUGACAAAUGUAUUUAUCAAUAUUUGACUGUGAUUCAGUUUUCUGUAAGACUGCCAAAUAUUUAUUAAAUGUAUUAAAGAAACUUAGUUUGUGAUAGAUCAUUCAUACUUUUCAUAUUUGGUCUGUGUUCAUGAAAGAACAACAGUGACAGGUAUACAUAAAGUCAUUUUCAAGAGGUUCUAGAUUGUGUUUAUGAAGUCAUCUGUUUGGAAAUAAUGUCUUAGGUUUCCUGCUAAGCAAUUAAAAAUUCUGAUCACAAUGUAUCAUUAAAAUUUAACUUUUUACUUUUUUGCUAGCUUGCUAUUUUCUUUCAGGCCACCCACUUUUAUCAUUGUCAUGUGAUCAUAAUUAUUUGUUUAUAAAAUAAAUUCGUAGAGGUAGUUAUAAGAUAUUCAUGUUAUCAUGUAAAGUAAAUGAUAUAUUUAUUGAAUAUAAAUUGCUCUUUUUUACAAUAAAUGAGUUUUUUAUUUAGUUUUUUUGAAAGUCACAAAAACUUCAUAUUUAAGGAAAA